AUGAUUAGGUUUAGGAAAGGUGAGAGAAAGAAGAGAGAAAGAAAGAGGUUGCUUCUUUUUAAUGUUGAAGCACUUUCCUGUGGCUUGAACAUGGGUGCUAAUACAACAUACGUGGUUUUGAAAGUUGACGUAGUAAGUUGUGUUCGUGAAAAGGAGAGAUGGUUGGCAUCUCCCCUGACAGGGACGGGAACAGCCUUCGGGCUUUCCUAUACACAUCCGGUUAAGGCUACCCACCCUUCGGUGGAUCUCUAA
This is a messenger RNA of Sphenostylis stenocarpa, 252 nucleotides long. The record is from the annotation of a GenBank genome assembly. Lineage: Eukaryota; Viridiplantae; Streptophyta; Magnoliopsida; Fabales; Fabaceae.